Phragmites australis (common reed) is the source of this 2415-nucleotide messenger RNA. RefSeq names its product monosaccharide-sensing protein 2-like. The coding region runs from base 1 to 2244 and encodes 747 amino acids. Gene Ontology annotation, cellular component: membrane. The transcript is spliced from 2 exons. Gene Ontology annotation, biological process: transmembrane transport. The record is from RefSeq and is a predicted model, not a curated record. Lineage: Eukaryota; Viridiplantae; Streptophyta; Magnoliopsida; Poales; Poaceae. Gene Ontology annotation, molecular function: myo-inositol:proton symporter activity.
AUGAACGGCGCUGUGCUGGUGGCCAUCGUGGCCGCCACCGGCAACCUGCUGCAGGGAUGGGACAACGCCACUAUCGCCGGCGCCAUGCUAUACAUCAAACGGGAGUUUCACCUCAAUACGCAGCCGUACAUGCAGGGCCUCGUGGUCGCCAUGUCGCUCAUCGGAGCCAUCAUCAUCACCACCUUUUCCGGCCCCGUCUCCGACAAAGUUGGCCGUCGCCCCUUGCUCAUUGCCUCCUCUCUGCUCUACUUCGCCGGCGGCCUCAUCAUGCUCUGGUCCCCCAACGUGUUCGUCCUCCUCCUCGCGCGCCUCGUCGACGGCUUCGGCGUUGGACUCGCCGUGACGCUCGUCCCGGUCUACAUCUCCGAGACGUCCCCGCCGGAGAUCCGCGGCCUGCUCAACACGCUGCCGCAGUUCACCGGCUCUUUCGGCAUGUUCGGCUCCUACUGCAUGAUCUUCGCCAUGACGCUGUCCCGGCACCCCAACUGGCGCGCCAUGCUCGGCGUGCUCUCCUUGCCGUCGCUCGUGUACCUGGCGCUGGCCGUGCUCUACCUGCCGGAGUCGCCGCGGUGGCUCGUCAGCAAGGGCCGGAUGAAGGAGGCCAGGGCCGUCCUGGAAAUGCUGCGCGGCCGGGAGGACGUGUCCAUCGAGAUGGCUCUCCUCGUCGAGGGCCUGGGCAGCGGCGGCGAGACGGCCAUCGAGGAGUACGUGGUCGGGCCGGCGGCCACGACGGGGGAAGAGGAGCACGAUAUGAGGGACCAGGUGACGCUGUACGGGCCGGAGCAAGGGCUGUCGUGGGUGGCGCACCCGGUGGUGAGCGGGCGCGGCAGCAUGCUGGGCAGCGCCGUCGGUCUGGCGUCGCGGCAUGGCAGCAUGUACGAGAAUAUGAAGGACCCGGUGGUGGCGCUGCUGGGGAGUGUCCACGAGAAGAUGCCGGAGUCCGGCGUCGGGAGCAGCGCGCGGGGCAGCACGCUGUUCCCAAACCUGGGGAGCAUGCUGAGCGUGGCGGAGCAGCCUGGCGACUGGGACGAGGAGAACGUGCCGCCUAACGACGACCUCGACGAGGAGGAUGAGGAGGAGUACCUCUCCGACGAGGACGGGGACGGGGAGGACAAGGGGACGGGCCUCAAGGAGGCUCUGCUGUCGCGGCAGAGCACGGAGGUGGAGAGCAAGAAGGAGGCCGGGAGCGCGAGCCAGGGCGGGGGCAUGAUGAAGCGGUACAGCAGCAUCACGGGAGGCGGCGGCGGCGCGGAGGAGGCGAGCACUAUGGGCAUCGGCGGCGGGUGGCAGCUGGCGUGGAAGUGGACGGACAAGAUCGGGCCCGACGGCGUGAGUCGCGGCGUCGUGAAGAGGAUGUACCUGCACGAGGAGGGCGUCCCCGGCGAGGGCGGCUCGGGGCCGGGGGACUACGUGCACGCGGCGGCGCUGGUGAGCCAGUCCAUGCUCUACACCAAGGACGUCCUCAUCGGGCAGAGCCCGACGCCGGCGUUCGCCAACCCGCCCGAGACCGUGGCAAAGAAAGCGGCCGCCGCGGGGCCCUGGUGGCGCGAGCUCCUGCAGCCCGGCGUCCGGCACGCGCUCUUCUGCGGCGUGAUGAUCCAGAUCCUGCAGCAGUUCUCGGGCAUCAACGGCGUGCUGUACUACACGCCCCAGAUCCUAGACCAGGCGGGCGUGAGCGUGCUGCUGUCGAGCCUGGGCCUGAGCGCGGACUCGACGUCCAUCCUCAUCAGCGGCCUGACCACCCUGCUCAUGAUGCCGAGCAUCGGCGUGGCCAUGCGGCUGAUGGACGUGUCCGGGCGCCGGAGCCUGCUUCUGUGGACGAUCCCGGUGCUGAUCGCGUCGCUGGUGGUGCUGAUCGUGGCGAACGUGGUGCCGAUGGCCACGACGGUGCACGCGGCGCUGUCCACGGUGAGCGUCAUCGUCUACUUCUGCUGCUUCGUCAUGGGGUUCGGGCCCAUCCCCAACAUUCUGUGCUCGGAGAUCUUCCCGACGCGCUUGAGGGGCCUCUGCAUUGCCAUCUGCUCCCUUACCUUCUGGCUGGGGGACAUCGCCGUCACCUACAGCCUCCCCGUGAUGCUCAACUCCGUCGGCCUCGCCGGGGUGUUCGGCUUGUACGCCGUCGUGUGCUGCCUGGCGCUCGUCUUCGUGGCGCUCAAGGUGCCAGAGACCAAGGGAAUGCCGCUCGAGGUCAUCAUCGAAUUCUUCAAGGUCGGCGCCAAGGGCGUGUCGCCAGCAAGCGAGUGAGUGAGGAAUCAUUCCAACACAACAAGAAGCUCAUCGCAAUAAUCCAUAAAACAUUUUUGCAUAUUUGUAUGCAUGCUGGAAAGCUAAGCUAGCGUAAGUCCCUGUUUCUCCCACUCCACGUGAAGGUAAUGUCUUUUUUCUUUUGUUCCAGAGGCUUUGGACAAAACAGGU